GUCCUCCUCUCGUGCAGUGUGGAUCAGGCAGUGAGGUAGAAAGGACCCUAAACGCUGGCCACUCGCGCCAACGUUGACUCGAGGUUUAUUUUCCCUUUUAAAAGGAGUGAAAAAAUGACGUUUUCUUGAAAUACAAUCGAUUGACUGGUUCUGAUUAGUGACAUUUAUCGCUGUGGUGGCACUGGCGGAGAGCUGUUGAGAGGGUUUUGGACAUGAUUAGAAUGGAAGCUCUUGGGAGAAAAUAAUUUGAGAUCCGUCACGCGGACCGAAGAAAUCUUCCAGCAGCUCUGUAAAAAGAGGCCUUACUGUGUGGUGCUCAUGUCCAUACAGUGCCUCAGUAGAUCUACGUACUCAUGGCAGGCUCAGGCUUCUUCCAUAUACUCCCUCACAUAACGCUCACCUUAUUGCAUUUUAAGCCAUAGCUUUAUCUCAAGGAAAACCUCGCUUUUGGGAAACUUUCAGUUUCCAUCAGUCACCAACUUAAGAAUGAAGUAGUUUUCUCGUUUAUACAUAAGCACAUUUGUUCUCUAGUGAGGCAGUCAAUUUUGAUGUCAUUGAGAGUUAGUUACUGGUUGUAGACAUUUCGAAUUCAUAUUUAAAGUGGCAUUUAUAAACAUUAUAAGAGCAGCCGUUGUCAGUGAAUGUAGUUUUCCUAGAUAUGUGAUAGGUAUGUGAAUGCACAUUAGUUGUGGACUUAGUUUUAUUAGAAUAACCGAAUUUUACUGUUAAGGGUAAGUCAACUUGUUCAGAUGUGACGACGUGCCUUCUUUUAGCAUCAGAGUAUAUUUUGUGACACCAGGAGAAGGGCAUCUCCCAAAGAAUACGGCCCGGCGGAAUAUUGAUUGCAUUAAACUACCUCACUUUGUCUGCAUUUGGUGGAUUCACAGUUUUCCCGAAGGGCAGUCGUUGUAUACACACAUCCUGUAGUAUGUACGUCAACAUCGUUAUUUGUUACGAUAGAGAGAUUUAAUGGUAGAUAUUAAGAGAUGUUUAGAGUUUUAAAUUUAUUUAGCUAAGAGGUGGUUUAGUCAGUGUUGAAGAUCAUUUCUGAUUUUGGAGGUUACUAGUUCAUAAAAGUUGGAAUGUUUGAUGUUUGGUAAGACUUCGGGAAUUAGAUUUAGAGCUCUAGAAUUGCUGACGGUUUCUAUGUAUAUAUGAAUUAUGUCCUAAAGUGCCUGCCAGUGCUUCGCCACGAGGUUUUACCCUGUCACGCCUCUGUGCUUGAAAUUUGUUUGUUAGUGAAUCAUUCUAGAAUUAUUCUAGAAGCAUCAGCCCUUUCUCUGCCAGUUGAAACCAGCUGAUUAAAUACCAAGAGCCUGUCGGGAGAUUUUAUGAAGUGUGCUCAUCUUCAAGAAACCGCCCAAAUUCAAGAUGGCCGCGCAUCAGAUGAUAGCUACGCUUGUUUUCCGUCUUCUUCUUCCCAUUGUCCUAGGAAUAUGUGCUGCUCUUCGCUUCACUCUCAUGUCGUUUGCUUAUCUGCUCCUGCUACUUGCUAUUCCGCUACUUCCGGCCCCAACGUUUCAUACCAUGCGAGGUCACACAGGGCGUUAUCUGAAGGCAGUGGUAGGGGUCAGCGCCGUCAAUUUCCUCCUGCAGUUCAUCUUCCAGAUGGUGCUGGUGUCCAUGCCGCCUUACGCCUACUUUCUUGAACCAUGCAGCUUCCUGGAGACCCUCUUCCGCCAUCUGGGCUUCGUGCGACUGGACAACAUCAGUGAGAUCGACGGGACCCGGUGGCUGCUGCCGGAGUGCAUCCUGGUGGUGUUCUCUCCGGCCGUCUACUUCGCCUGCAUCAAACUCACGUCCUACACCUCCCCGGACGUCCAUCUCCCGGAGGAGUCCAGCAACACCAAGAAUAUAGGCCUGCGCGUCCUCAAUGCAGUGGGUACAUACAUGGCGGUGGCUGUGAUUGGCGGCGCGGGCAUCAUGCUGCCCUCGAUAACGAGCGCCGUUUACUUCUUCAUUUUUAUGGUCUCGGCCACUUACUGGAGUCUCAACAACUCCCUCGGAAGGAGAUUUGGGUACGUGUGUCGCGGUGUGAUGGUGUUCUCAGGAAUUCACAUAGUGUGUCUGUACAUUUACCAGACUGAAUGGAUGCAGACUAACAUCGAUCCAGAAGACCUGUCUGCAAGGAUAUUCGGCAUGACGGCGGUGGUGGGAACCAACUGCACGGACGACCCCCGGGCGGCACCCCUCAUGACGGACGAGUGGAACCGCUUCGUGAACCCCACCCUGCUGCUCACCCUCUACUUCGUCACGUCCUUCGAGUCACAGUUCCUACUCUCUAACAAGGCAUCCUUGCUGUCCCCAAUGGGCUCCAGCGUCCGGUACCUGAUCCGCCGAAGCACCGUCCGCAGCAGGUCACUCAAAUCCGGGCGGUCCUCGGCUUCGGGCGUCCGCUCGAGGAGGGCGUCCCUGCAUUCUCGCCGACGCCUCCCUCAGGAUGAAACUGCAGGGGCAGGGAGGGAGUCUGAUACAGGCUGGGACACUCCCAUGGCCUCCUCCAGGAGUCGAAAUGCCUCCACUCACAGCAACAACACGUCUGCCCGGAGUAUCAGGUCCUCGGGAGUAGGGGCUAAUGGAUCGUUGCCCUCGAAGCUCUCUCCUAGGCCUCUUCAGGUUGUGGACCGAACAGAGAAAAGCGGCUACCUUCUACCCAACAGCAACGCCACCCAAACUCCUGGCGAUAGCGGUGGUAGAGGAGGAGGAGGGGGAGGAGGAGGGGGAGGAGGAGGAGGAGGAGGAGGAGAAGGAGUUGGAGCAGGAGGUGGAGGGGUGGUCGUGAAAGACGUGGAAGCAAGCGGAGGAGAGGAGGAAGGUGAGGGGGGCGAGGAGAACUCCCUUCAGCGCCUCAUAGCUCCCCUCAUAAGUGUCUUUCAGCUGGUCAUCAGAUCGUCGUAUAUAGCCACUAACAUCGUCAUGAUGGCUUGGAGUAUCACAUACCACAGCUGGCUGACCUUUGUCCUUCUGCUGUGGGCUUGUGUUUUGUGGAUGAUACCGAACCAGAGGGCAGCCAUGUUGAGGUGUUCUCCUUUCCUCGUCAUUUAUGCUGAGUUGCUUCUGUUGCUGCAGUACAUUUACAGCAUGGACCUGACUGAAGACGAGUUACCCACCAAGGGUGAUGCUGUUAACCUUGGUCAAAUAGGCCUCUUGAAAGACAAUUACCUCCCCGUUAAGCCCUUACUUGUGAAGGUAUUGUAUACAGGGAUGUUUUGGAUCACCCUGCGUCAGUAUGUGCAAGAGGUGGUUGAAGUCACCAAUAAGGAAAUGUCCACCGCAGCUGCCCUGCAGCCUUUCACUGUGGCAGUCAGCACCACCACCACAGGCCAACCAGUAACGAAACUGGUAACUUCUACACAAGAACCAACAGCUUCCCCAGUCAUGCAGCGCCUUGGUCAGUGGCUGCAGGGACUCCUGGCGAAGUUCUGGAUCUGGCUGGUAGCCAUCAUGUUGUUUGUGUUUGGCAUUCAAGGAUCAGAAGUGGUCAUCUUCAGGAUCAUGUACAUGGUCCUCUUCCUUAUCUUCACCAUAACAUUCCAGUUGUCGUACUCAGCCUGGCGAAAUUUCCUUUAUGGGUUCUGGCUGACAGUGAUUGUGUAUCAGAUGCUGGUAUUGGUUCUGACUUAUACCUAUCAGUUCGACAACUUCCCAGCAUACUGGGAAAAUUACACUGGAAUUCCAGUAACUCUUCAAAAGGAUAUGGGGCUAGAGGUUUAUGAUACUGGUCGACUUUUCAUCAAGCUUAUGACACCGACGUUCUUUGUCAUCGUGACAAUAAUCCAGGUGCACUACUUCCACAAAGAUUUUCUGGCUUUAUCAGAUAUGGAUAAAAUUCCAGACCAGCCUGCAGUGAAGGUGGGUAAAAAGCCUGACCCCAAGAAACCUGUCUCAAGUCCACCUGACUUGCUGGAAUCCUGCACCUUGGACGAUGUUAAAGCUUUCUUGGAAUUUUAUGGCCAAAAAGUCUUCGCAAGAUUUCAGAAGACUUUAGCUUCAGCCUUGGAACUAGGCUGGAGGUUCUUAGAGCUUCACAUCAUGAGGAUUGUUCUUGGCUCUGUCAUCAUGUUGGCUUGUUACGAUGUUUGUGCCAUACACUGGAUAUUUGCACUGCUGGCAGCUGUUGCAGUUCCAUGUCCAGAAAGAAUUCAGACUGCCAUUUGUAGAACGUGUGUUGUUUUAGCAUCUCUGCUCCUGAUUGUUCGUAUGAUAUAUCAAAUUGACUACAUUGAUGCAGAAGGCUGGGCUGCAAACUGCACACUGUAUGACAAUGAGACAACGUGGGAUUACCCAAUCAACAAGAUAGCAAAUAAUGCCAUUUGGCUUGGGCUGUCGAAGGCUCCGAGUUUGCCAAAUUAUUUGAAAGGAUAUAUUGGGAUUAUAGUUGUAAUUACUGUCCAAGCAGUUGUGGGAAUCCGUCAGGAGUAUGUCCGGAAACUGACAGGCCUCCCUCCUCCCCCACCGGGAGUAUUGUUUCCCAAUGUAACCCGUGCAUUGGCAGAUGAUGGUAUACCAGAAUGUACAAAGUUUCUUCUUAAUUAUGGGUUUUAUAAAUUUGGGGUAGAGAUAUGUUUGAUGAGCCUUGUGGGAGUUAUUGGAACAAGAUUAGAUGUCUACUCGUUGUUCUAUGCUGUGUGGCUCUGUUAUUUCUAUAACCGGCAGCGAAAAGAUAUAGCCAAAGUCUGGAAAGGUUUUGUCAUUUUCAUAACAGUUUUGAUUCCUCUGCAGUACCUGAUGUGCAUUGGGAUUCCUCCAGGCUUAUGCACAGAUUACCCUUGGGCAGAUACCAUGAACUAUGAACUUCGAGAGUGGCUCUUUUUCCCCAAUUUCAAGAAACCACCCGAGUCCUACAAGAUUGUCACUGACUUCUGCUUAUUGGUAUUCGCCGUUUGUCAACAAAGAGUCUUUGAAAUAGAAUUUGCCGAUGGUGCUGAAUCCUAUGAAGGAGGAAGCAACAGGGAGAUUGUCUAUGAAGAUCCCGAGUCUCUCGUCAAUCCUCUCCCCGACUUUGUUACUUACACAAGGAAACACGACGGCUCAAAGAACUACCUGGAUAUGGUGAAGAAUGUGGUCUUCUUCACUUCAUAUUGGGUGACGUUGGCUGUAAUGUUUCUCGGAGGGACGAACCGUGUCACGCUGUUUGCCAUGGGCUAUGUUCUUGGGGCAUUUGUGUUCCUGUGGCUUGGAAAUGAGUUUUACCUGCGACCUCUUUCGAAUAUCUUAAAAUUGUGGAAUUAUUUACUGGGAUACAAUGUGGCAGUCAUCGUUAUAAAAACAUUCCUGCAGCUGUUGGGCUGUGUUGUGCUUAAGGACUUGGCAACGCAUGUCUGCUGGCUUGUUCAGCUUCUUGGUAUUGCCUGUGUGAAGAAGUUUGGCGAUAAAUCAGAUGAUGAAAUAGUAGCUGAGUUGGCUGACUUCUGCACAGUACCCAAAUCUGAAGCUGGUUUGAUGUGGGAUGGAAUAUGCUUUGGUUUCUUGCUCAUGCAGAGGAGGCUCUUCUCGUCAUUUUACUUCCAGCACCUUGUGACCGAGGUGAAAGCUCAGACCAUUUUGGCUUCAAGAGGAGCUGAACUUAUUGCCGAACUGAUGCAAAAGGAAAUAGCAGAGCAGCAAGCAGCAGAAAGGGAGGUCCUCAACAAAAUCAAAGAGAAGAUGGAGAGAAUAAAAGCUUCGCAGAAGGUCACCAAAGAACAGUCUUCACGAGAACCCACAACUCAUUAUGAAGCCAACACCUCGGAACAGUUUUCCAAUGUCAGUAGUCCCCUUCCUUUGGAGAUGACCUCGCCCCUCCCCCUGCCCCCAUCCGCAGGUGUGGAUGACGCCCAUGGCCUGUCGUCCCCCCGCCCUAACAACCUUAGUGCUACUCCAGGGGCUCCUACUCCAUCAUCCGCGAACAUGACCCUCUCCUUGGAUGGCUACCUGGAACCAACACGCCUAUCCCUCACUACUCCUCACUUCUCACACCAGCCCAUCACUUCUCCGUCAGAGGAGUCCUUCCCUUUCUUCUCCCCACCUCCAUACCCUGCCCAUCGAGAUCGUCAUGCCCCAACCCGAGCCUCUGCCCCUGCUGCCCAUGACAUUGGUCCCCCCUGGCUGAGAGACCACUUGACAUAUCAUCGACCCUCUGUUUCAACAACGUCUCCAGUGAUGUCCCAUCAUACCUCUAUUCGUUCUGGCGACUACUACAUGUUUGAGGAUUAUGGGGACUAUGAGGGCUUGGCACCCCUUGAAAUCCCAGAAGAACCCAAUGAGGAUGAUGCUCCUCCUGGCAUGACAGUCUCAGAGCUGUUGAGUUCGGCCUUAAAGACAGACAUCGUUGAAGCUGCUGAGGAAGCCAAGCUUGCUCGUUUAUCUGAAUCGGACGCAGCAUCCCGAAGGUCUUCCUUCAUCCGGAGACCUGUUCGUCGCACACUUUCAGGCCGGUCUCAAGUUUCAAUGGGAUCAAGGACAUCACGCACCACAUCACGAAGUGUUCGUAUUCAUCCCCGUCCUCGUUCGCCUCCUGCUGUACCUCAUUCGCCACCACCAUUACCCUUGUCACCUCCUCCUCAGAGGUCACCACUCUCAGGACGUCCCAGGCCACCUUCUACCUUACCCCCACUACCUCCAUUGCCACAGUUGGAUGGAGGAUAUCUGGCAGAUGACUCCACAGCUCAUGACUAUUCUGAAAUUGAGCCACAAGAGCCCCAAGGUUUGGCUCCAGUCUUAAGAAAAAUUGUCCAGUGGGCAAAAUUUGGUUGGGAGUUUAUGGAAUCUGUGAUGAUAUCUGCCACUCAUCAAUUAAACAGACUUUCCAAGGACUAUCGCUAUGUUGCCAACUCUCUUUCAGAAGAAAAAAGGAAGCUCAAGGAAACUGAAGGGUUUCGAUCAAUGCCUGGUGGGACACCUCACCCACGUCCCCCUGCUGAAGAGUGGAGUGACAUACCUCUUAGCCAAAAUGGGUACGGAGGACAGGAACCUCUAGAAAUACGUGUUGAAAAAGCAAGUGAGGACAAAACAGAUGACAGUGUGGACCUUGUGGAUUUACCAGAAGGAGGUGAGAAGGAAUUUAAAAAGGAACAGCCACCUUUUGUCAGACUUAUGAUUGCAUGUUGGUAUGCUAUCUUGUCAAGAUCAGAGUUGGUGUCGUACAUUAUGAUCUUUGUAAACCAAAUCAAGUCUGCUAGUGUACUAUCUUUGCCUCUGCCGCUAAUGGUCUUUCUCUGGGGUUCACUGAGUAUACCAAGACCCACUAAAACCUUUUGGAUUGCAGUAAUAGCAUAUACUGAGCUGAUUGUGUUGGUAAAGUACCUAUUUCAGUUUGACUUCUUCCCAUGGAAUCAGAUGGAAAGACUUAAUGCCCCAUUUUGGCCUCCUAGAAUCAUUGGUGUAGAGAAGAAGAACCGAUAUGCUGUUUAUGACUUGGCUGUCCUCCUGGUCGUCUUUUUCCACAGGUUCAUGUUAAAGAGUUUAGGUUUGUGGAAGGAAUCAUCUGAUGUGAGUUCUCCAAAGUCAUCAGACUCUUCUCCAUCUCAUUCAUCACAUUCCUCAUUUACCCAAAGUCGUACUUCAUCCUCAGCACAGCCUCUUACAGGAGGGAAAAAACCAGACGACUCAACAACCUCAGGUCCUACAUCCAAAGAGGAUAGCUCUCAUCUUUCCCAGUCAGGUGAUGGCUCCAUAUUAUCCUAUACAAAAGAUACAUCCUUGCUAUCAAAGGACACUAGAGAGAGCUCUUUAUCAUCUAAGGAUACAAAAGACAGUUCACUUACUUCUAAAGAAAUCAAGGAUGUGGACACCUCUCUACUCUCUCAAACAAAGGAUAGCUCUUUGCCUGUUAAUACCAAAGAGAGCUCCCUGACUUGGCAAGAAGAUGAGAGCUCACUUCUUUUGAACAUAAAUGAUGACUCUCUCAUGUCAAGGGCAUCUGAACCAUUACCUUACUCAACUCCAAGACAUUACCGACAACUUUCUGAAGAUGGGAGAUCCGUCACAACCCGUUCUGGUUCUGAUGUAUCCAGGCCCUCACGUCACAGGUCAGGCAGUGAAAUUGCUUACCGACAAACCUGGUCACCAUAUCAAUCACACAGCCGUCAGUCAUCCCUUGUGUCUCAGGUACCUGGAGGGGCAGCAUACGUGCGUUCAUCUUCUCUGGUAUCAAGACCUCACCAUCGACGUCACUUAUCUGAAGGGUCUCGUGUGUCAUUUAGUCAGAGACCUUUGUCCAUUACAUCUUACUGCACUCAUUUAUCACUGUCUCAAGCUUCAGAAUCUGUUCAUGUAACAUGUGCAGCUUGUAACCUGCAAGCUCUGAAGGACUUCCAAAAACCUGAUAUGGAAGAAGUCAAGGAGAAUAUCCAACAGCUGCCAAAGUUAGCUAAAGGAGGCGCUCACCAACUGGUAAGCAAAGUCCGUGGUUUCUUGAAUGAUCUUCUAAACCAGGACUCUCAGGUGUCAGUGGACGUUUAUGCUUACAUGUUUUUCUGUGACUUCUUCAACUUCUUCGUACUCAUCUUUGGAUUCUCUGCAUUUGGUACUCAGCAAGGAGAUGGUGGAGUUAGUGCAUAUUUAGAGGAGAACCGUGUUCCAAUUCCUUUUCUGGUCAUGCUCAUCCUUCAGUUUGGUCUCAUCAUCAUUGACAGGGCAUUGUUUCUCAGGAAGUUUAUAAUCGGCAAGCUCAUUUUUCAGGUUGUUCUAACUUUUUGUAUACAUAUAUGGAUGUUCUUCAUAUUACCAGCUGUAACAGAAAGGGAAUUUAAUGCCAAGCGGCCCCCUCAGAUUUGGUAUAUGGUGAAGUGUCUCAAUUUGCUCCUGUCUGCUUACCAAAUACGAUGCGGUUAUCCCACGAGAAUUCUUGGGAAUUUCCUUUGCAAACAGUACAACUACCUCAACCUUUUUUCUUUCCGAAUGUUUAUGAGUGUCCCAUUUCUAUUUGAACUUCGUACUUUAAUGGACUGGAUUUGGACAGAUACCAGUAUGAACCUCAGUGAUUGGGUCAAGAUGGAAGAUGUCUUUUCACAUAUUUUCCAGCUCAAGUGUGAAAGACGAGCUGAAGCAGAAUAUCCCCAAGGAAGGGGAGAAGGGAAACGCAAACUCCUGAAAUAUGGCAUGGGAGGCUGUGCACUUUUUGGUGUCAUUGCACUUAUUUGGUUUCCUUUGGUACUCUUUGCCCUCAGUAAUACUGUGGGUCAACCUAAUCCCCCUGAAGAUGUGUCUAUUCAGGUUUCUAUUGGGGCUUACCAGCCUAUUUUCAGUAUGUCGGCCCAACAGCAAUCCCUCUACAAAUUUACUCAAAAGGACUGGGAAAAGUUUAAUAACCAUUAUGGAAUGAAUCGAUUAGCCCAAACAUUCUUAAGCAACUAUGAUUACCCAGAUGUUGUCAUGGCCGAACUUAAUGGAGAGUCAACAGCUAUUUGGGGAAUAUCUCCUCCUGCCCAGGAUAAACUUAUUCAAGACCUUGAGAGCAACCAUACCAUAAAAGUCAAGAUUAACUGGAGUAUUAAAAGACCUUCUAAUUCACCUGAUGUAGCUGCGCAGUGCAAGGAUGAAAAGGAAAUCACUCUAAAAGCAUAUGAAGGUAACAAACGCAAUCCAAUUAGAGAGUCCUUGGUUCAGAUUCUUCAAGGAAACUGGGAAAAGAAAACAGAAAGCAAUCCAGUUAUCAUAAAAAACCUUUUCCCAAAAUUCUUGAAGGUUACUAACAAAGGUCAAGCAUCUUAUGUAAUGCAAUUAGAAGAUGAGGAGAAGGGCUUUGUUGAUCUUGAGUUCACCCUUCGGUCUGGUGGCUUCAGGAAUCUAUCUUCAAGACAAGAAUGGUGGGAGGUACAAGAGAAUAACUGUACAAAUUUCAAGCAGCUUCCCCAUAAUCAAAGAUGUGGCUUUGGCUUUCUUACUGUAUAUACUUUUAAUGACAAAGCCUUCCCUGAAGGCCUUAGUUUGAUCUCAGGAGGAGGGAUUGUUGGAAUGUACACCACACUGGUGCUUGUUGCUGGGAAGAUGCUGAGAGGUUACUUUGCUGGGUCAGCCCUUAAAAUUAUGUUUGAGGAUCUACCCAAUGUUGAUCGAAUUCUCCAGCUUUGCUUGGAUAUAUAUUUGGUUCGUGAAAGUAAUGAACUGGAAUUAGAAGAGGAUCUGUUUGCAAAACUGGUAUUCCUCUUCCGGUCACCCGAGACAUUGAUCAAAUGGACUAGACCAGAAGAGGAAGAAACGCCUGAAGAUGGAGACGCAGAUCCACAGUUAGAAUAAGAAGGAUAUUUUGAUUUUAACACAGGGAAAAAUUGUGUAAACAUUUAGUAAUCAUCAGUAUCAUGUGCUCUGUACUUUCAGAGUCACUUUGAGGUGUUUGAAGUUGUUUCAAAUUUGUAUAUGAUACUUUAUGUCAUUUGAAGGUGUCAUAUUUUGACAGUUGAAAUUUUUGUAUUUUGCAAAAUCGGUACAACAGAUACAGUCUUUUAUACUUAGGUGUAGUUAUAUAUUUGGGGAAAUAUGGCUAUUCAUUCCUUGAAAGAUGAACUGGAAUAGAAGGUUCAUUAUAUUUUGGUAAUAUUUCCUCUCUGAAAAGGAAAACUAGUAGUACUGUAUCUUUUUUUAUGAGUUAAUGCUUUCAGGCCAAGAACAGUAGUUCAAAAUGUAGUUGUGAAUGAUAGUCCAUUCUCAAGAACAAAAUGUGUAAUGUGUUUGUCUAGAAAAUUAAUGCUGAUUGUUAUGGCUUCAAAAUAUGUAUUGUUAGGCUAUUGUAACAAUAGCAUUCACCUACAGUCACAUACUACUUAUAAAAAUCUGUAGGUUGAAUGCUUAAGAUCCAUAUAGUACCUACAUAUACAGAAUUAAAUUGAUGAUAAUUAAAAAAGAAACUGUUUUCUGACUUAUGAAUAUGACUUGCAAAAUACAGGAUUUGUUAAAGACAUCGAGGUGAUUAGAAAAGCAGUCGACUACAUACUGUAAGUUUACAAGUAUCUCGAACAUUCCUUUUUAGCCGCAUGUGUAUAGCACAAAAUAAAACUUAUAAAUAGUACUUGGUGGUCUAAUAAAGGAAAAAUUUUAUUAUUUUAGAUUUUGUAAGGGAAAAAGACAUGCUGUAUAUUUCUGCUUCAACAUUUUAGUCAAAAUACUCAAAAGACUAUUAGAAAUUUUAAAACUGAAGACAUUGUGACAGAAAAUUCUUAUUCUUCAGGUCAUUGACUUGAAAUGUAAUGACAUAGUUAUAGAGGCUUUUGAAAAAUGUAGCAUGGCACUGAUAUUGCUUUAAUAGUGAGCUACUGGCAUGAAAUGUAUAGUAUCUAAAGAAAAAACUGGUAAACAACUUUUUUGUUACUGAAAUCUUGUAAUUUUGAGAUCUGGAGGUGCAGUAUUUUGAAGAUACAAUAGCAGAGCACGGUUUGACCUUGUAAAUGGUAACCAGAUACAUUGUUUUUUAGCCAUGAAUAGAAGCAUAUUUUGUAUUGAUUCCCAAUAAUGGAACUUUUUAUGUAAAUACGGAUACUAUGAUUGCUUCUUGAUUUUUUAUAAGAAAGUGAAACCGACAAACAGGGAGCAAUUGAGCCAAAUACACAUCAUAUUCCUAUUGAUAUCGUUCAUGGAGAUGCUGCAGAUCUCAUUUUUGUGAUUACCAGUUGAGUAGUCAUUCUACAGAUUUCAUAUUGUAUAAAUGUCUGAUAAACCAUCACUCUAUAUGAGUUUUAUAUUGCAACUGCCAUUUGAGCAGUCGUUUUGAAAAUUUCAUUUUAGUGUCAUUUGUCAGUUCAGCAGUCGUUUGCAGAUUUCAUACUCUUGGUAGUUGUCAAAUGGCCAGUUAAUCUGUAUAUAAUAGAUAAUUUGUUGGCCCCUGAUGUUAUUCGGCCAGUCUCUAUGCUGCAGAGUUGAGAUAACUGCAAUCACCAGUCAGCAGUGAUUGUGCAGAAUAUUAUUGUGAUUAUUGGUAUCAUUCUGCUGAUCUUCGAUAAUUGUAUUUGUCUCAAGCAAUUAUUUUGAAGAUCUCAAGAAAUGCUAGUGUCAGAUGUCACAAAAUUAUGACUUAAACUUUACUAGUGGUGCAGCUUUCAGCUUUUGUAAGAACAUUUAGUAUAUCAUUGGAUUACAAACUUUUUAUUACAAAAACACAUACCAGUUUAUUUACUCAACUCUUUAUAGUAGUGAAAUUACAAUAAUAAUUUGGAAAACAUAUUUGCCCUUAAUUGAUUACCACAUAUAAAGUGCAAGAUAUUCAAAUAUUCUAAAAUGAUGUAUUGAGGAUUUUUAUAAUUCACUGUUUAGUACAACAGUAUUUCAGUGACAGAAGGAAAUAAAUAAAAAUCCAUUGUAUUAUGAGUAGAUAUGAAAAUCAACUGUAAGAAUAAAAACUUUAUUUAUUACAUUGAAGGUCAAAUCAUCCAUUUUAUGUUCUUAUAAUAUGUUAUUGUUAUCGCUUAUAUAAUGUACAGGUAAUACAAAAAAUAUUGUUCACAGUAUUCGGUUAAAUACGUAUAGCAUUACAGAAAAUUUACUUUUUAUUAUUUUUGUAGAAUUAAACAUAUGCGAAGA
Macrobrachium nipponense is the source of this 12492-nucleotide messenger RNA. It is a transcript of the gene Piezo, whose product is annotated as piezo-type mechanosensitive ion channel component-like. Gene Ontology annotation, cellular component: membrane. Gene Ontology annotation, molecular function: mechanosensitive monoatomic ion channel activity. Lineage: Eukaryota; Metazoa; Arthropoda; Malacostraca; Decapoda; Palaemonidae. The record is from RefSeq and is a predicted model, not a curated record. Bases 1372 to 10218 code for a protein of 2948 amino acids. The transcript is spliced from 58 exons.